AAAUGCAAAAUGUUUAGUACAAAUCAUUAAUCAAACAAAAGCCAUGGAUGCCACAAAUUUUUCUCCAUUUCUUUUGAUAUUCUCUCUUUUCUCUGUUCUACAAACAUCUACCAUUGCCACAAAAAAGGCAAAAAUUAAUAUCUCUUCCUUUGUAUUAUUCUUUCAUUUUAUUUCCUGUUUCAGAAACUCAAUCUUUGUUCCAUCCAUUUUUCUUCUUCUCAUGCAGCCAUACAUUGUAUACCUCGGAUCGCAUUCGCAUGGUUUGAAUCCUUCCUCAUUGGAUCUUCAACUUGUAACAGAAUCUCAUUAUGAUUUCUUGGAGCCGGUGUUAGGAAGCAAAGAGAUAGCCAAGGAGGCUAUUUUUUACUCAUACAACAGAUAUAUCAAUGGCUUCGCGGCCAUGCUCGACAAGAAACAAGCAGCAGAUCUUGCAAGAUAUCCAAAUGUGAUCUCGGUUUUUGAAAGUAAGGAAAGACAAUUGCACACAACAAGAUCAUGGAAUUUUCUUGGAUUAGAAAGAAAAGAAGCAGUUCCUUCAAACUCCAUCUGGAAUGUAGCGAGGUUUGGUGAUGAUGCAAUUAUAGCUAACUUUGACACAGGUGUUUGGCCAGAAUCCAAGAGCUUCAGUGAUGAAGGAUAUGGGCCUGUCCCUUCAAGGUGGUUGGGCAGUUGUCAAAGUGACACCGACCCCAACUUCCAUUGUAACAGGAAGCUAAUUGGAGCAAGAUUCUUUAACAAAGCCUAUGGUCCACUCAAUGUCAGCUUUAAUUCUUCAAGGGACCAUGAUGGCCAUGGAACCCACACUCUAUCCACAGCUGGAGGCAAUUUUGUCUCGGGAGCUACUGUUUUUGGCAAUGGCAAUGGAACGGCCAAAGGUGGCUCGCCUCGAGCCCGUGUUGCAUCCUACAAGGUCUGUUGGCCAGCGGAAGGGGGAGGGUGUUUUGACCCGGAUAUCUUAGCCGCCUUUGAAGCUGCCAUUAGCGAUGGAGUUGAUGUCAUUUCGGUUUCUCUAGGUGCAAUUCCCUCAGACUUUCUAAACGAUGGACUAUCCAUAGGAGCGUUCCAUGCAGUUCAGCAAGGCAUCGUUGUUGUUUGUUCGGCUGGCAACUCGGGACCAGCUCCUGGAACGGUAGCAAAUGUGUCGCCAUGGAUGUUAACUGUUGGAGCUAGUACCAUUGAUAGGGACUUCACCAAUUUUGUGGUCCUUGGGAACAAGAAGAGACUCAAGGGUGCAAGCCUUUCUUCUAAAGCAUUGCCAGUUAACAAGUUCUACCCCUUAAUUAACGCCGUGGAUGCAAAAGCCAACAAUGUCUCUAACCGUGAUGCGGAAAUUUGUGAUGAUGGAACGCUUGAUUUCACGAAAUUGAAUGGGAAGAUUGUGGUUUGCCUUCGAGGGGUUAAUUCAAGAGUGGCCAAAGGUUAUGUGGCCGUUCAAGCAGGGGCUGUUGGGAUGAUCUUGGUUAACGAUGAGCAAAGUGGGAAUGAGAUUUUAGCUGAUCCACACAUCAUUCCAACUUCCAAUGUAAACUAUAAUGACAGCAUAUCCAUCUCCCAAUAUAUCAGCUCAACAAUGUCACCAAUGGCUUACAUCAGUUCUGUGAGGACAACACUUGGAGUCAAGCCCGCCCCAAAAAUGGCUGGUUUCUCAGCAAGAGGCCCUAAUACAAUCGAGGAGUCAAUCCUCAAGCCAGAUAUAACAGCACCAGGUGUAAAUAUAAUUGCGGCUUACCCCGAUGGAAUACCAUUGUCAAAACUACCAGUUGAUGAUCGUCGGCUGCCUUUUAAGGUAGACUCUGGCACAUCCAUGGCUUGCCCCCAUGUUUCAGGCAUUGUAGGGCUUCUCAAAACCCUAUAUCCCAAAUGGAGUCCAGCUGCCAUUAAAUCUGCAAUUAUGACCACAGCCAAAACAAGAGACGGCAAGUUACAUCCAAUUGUAGACUCCAAUGGACUCAAAGCAACUCCAUUAGCAUACGGCGCCGGACAUAUUAAUCCAAACAGUGCGAUGGACCCUGGCCUCGUUUACGACAUAGCAAUCGACGAUUACCUAAAUUUCUUGUGCGCUCGAGGCUACAAUGCAACGCAAAUCAACAAAUUCUCAAACAGUAGCACGUUCAGGUGCAAUCAAUCAUUCAAAGUGACGGACCUAAAUUACCCUUCGAUAUCAGUCACCGAUUUGAAAACGGGCCCUGUGACGAUCAAUCGAAAGGUGAAGAAUGUGGGAAGUCCAGGGACGUAUGUUGCUCGAGUGAAGGCGCCUUCGGAAGUUUCCAUUGUUGUGGAGCCAAGUAGAUUGGAAUAUACUGCCAUGGAUGAAGAGAAAAGCUUCAAGGUUGUGUUGCAAAGCACUGGAAAGGGAAUUCAACAGGGUUUCGUGUUUGGGACAUUGGUAUGGUCAGAUCACAAACACAAUGUUAGAAGCCCAAUUGUUGUUAAUCUGGGGAAAUAA
Benincasa hispida (wax gourd) is the source of this 2446-nucleotide messenger RNA. The record is from RefSeq and is a predicted model, not a curated record. Lineage: Eukaryota; Viridiplantae; Streptophyta; Magnoliopsida; Cucurbitales; Cucurbitaceae.